UUCCCACCUGCACCCAGAAAUCACCGAGCAUCACUGAUGGGGGGAGAGGUCUGUGUGUAAACAAUACAGAUCUCUCCCCUGUCAGCUCCAGCACACUGCUUUGUGUGGCUCUGCAUAGCAGAGCAAUACAAAGCAGCAUGUCUACAUAGUAAAACAUACAAAGUACACUAUGCAAACCGCAACACAGCACACUGUUAACCCUUUGAUCGCCCCAGAUGUUAACCCCUUUCUGCCCAGUGUGAUUAGUACAGUGACUGUUUUUUUUAUUAGCACUGAUCACUGUAUUAGUGUCACUGGGGAUGUUAGUGACAGUCAGCCCCCCCCCUCCCAGUGUCAGAAUGCCCGCCGCAGUCCCGCAAUAAGUUGCUGA
Molecule: messenger RNA, 370 nt
Organism: Staurois parvus
Lineage: Eukaryota; Metazoa; Chordata; Amphibia; Anura; Ranidae
Source: the annotation of a GenBank genome assembly